CGUCAUAUGUGCGGGUUAAACGCGUGUCUCCAACGCAUCCAAAAACAAUUCAAACAAACUUCUUUCACAAUUGUGAGGUAAACAACAACAUAACAUACAUUGUUAUGCGUGCGUGCAAAAUAAAUUCAAAUAUGUUUAACAAAUAAACAUAUAAAAUUAUAAACGCAUAUCUGUGUGCAUUUUUUUGGCAGACCGUAAAAGAAAAAAACGCGCGCGUUAAAUAAAUAACAAAUUAAAUGUGACUUAAAAAUGCAUUGAAUAUUUAAGUAAACAAUAAUUCAGUGAAGGAAAAAUUAUUGUAAUUUAACGCAUUUUAUUGUACGGUGGCAAAAAGUUGUUUGCAUUAAUAAAACAAAUAAAUAAAAUAUAAAAUGAUUGUGAAAAGCUUAACAAAAAAUAUUAUUGAUUGGUAAAAAAGUUUAUAUGAUAAAAAUAUAAGUUUAACAAACAGCAGUGUGAAAAGAAUUUUGUUAAAAUUGCAUUCAUUAAGUAAAAAUUUAUAAUAAAAAUUAAAUGAAUUGAAAAUACAAUUGGGAAAAUCACCAACGAGAUUUAAAUGAAAAAAGAGGAAUUAUCAUAAAAGAAUUGCUGAAAAUAAUGCAAAAAAAUUGAAAAUUAAAAGCUACCAAUGAGAUUUAUGUGAAUUAAAGAAACUGCCAAACAAUUGGUGGCAACAUUAAUGAAGUUCAAUUAAAAUAUUUGUUGUUAAUUGCAAUUCCGCGAAGAGUGUCUGUCGAUUUAUUUAAAUCUGGCAUGUGUGUCUCAGUGUGACGUCGAGAAGGAAAGUGGACUGUGAGAACGAGAACGAGUGAUUUAUGGCUGAUGGUGGAAAAUGCAGUAACAAAAGAAAAAAAAAUGCUUUAAAUAAAUAAGAACGCAUAAACGUGCAACAACAAAGCGAAAACACCGAGUGAGCGGGCAAAGAACAACAAUAAAAGGAAAAUACAUAUAUACGAAUAUAAAAAACGAAGAAAAUUUCAGCACAAAAGUGAGGAAAGUGGGAGAAGAGGAAAAGAAUAAAGGCAAUUGAAAACAAUACGACGGCAUUACAGUCGAGGAUAACUCAUUAGAAUUUGAAAUGAGACGUGGCAGCAGCAUGGUUAAUUUUCUGUGGCUGCUGCUGGUGCUUUUCAGCUGUGCCACAGCUGAGGAGCAUUCGCAUCGACAUCAUGAGGCAACAGCAGCGGCGGCAACAGCAACAACAACAACGAGUGCACCGGGCACGCUGAAGCAACAGCAACGCUUGUUACAACUGCAACAGGCACAGGAGAACGGCAAUAGCAAUGGCAAUGGCAAUGGCAAUGACAUUGGCCUCCUCGACUAUCGCCACCAGCAUCCACAUCAUCACUUGCGUCAUGAGCAACAUUUGCGUGCCGAACUCGCUGGCAGCGUUGGCAACAGGCAACCGCCGUCGGCAGCCAAGCUGGAACUGGAGCAAUUGGCCAUGUUGCCGGGGCCGGGACAACAGCAUCAUUUGCGUCAUCACAAUCGUCAUCAUGCCGCCUGGGAGCAACGUGUUUUCCCCGCGCUGCGCCAUCAGCAACAGCAGCAACAACUGCAGCAACAACAUCGCACCACAAUUGCCCCGGCAACAUAUUCGAGAGUUGUAACAGAUGCUCCUCCAGCGCAUUCGUUCAGCAAUUCGAGCGGCACACGUUACUUUGAUCGCGAUGGCAUCUACGCUGCCUGGAUGCAACCACGUGCCACACGUGCCCCCAACUGGCAACAGCUCGAGGAGAGCUACGAGGAUGGUGACGAUGAUGAUGAGUAUGAUGAAGAUGAGGAUGAGGACUAUGAUGAGGAUGCUGACGAUGCAGCCACUGCCGAGUUGGCCAAACAAAUGCCACGCUAUUCGUUGUUUAGUCAAAAGUUGCCCUCAAUUAGCUCCAACGAAGAGGAUUACGAUGCUUACGAUCAGACAGUGGAUGUCGAAGUUGAUAAAAAUACCAACAAUAAUAAGCAUCCAAGUGUUGCCAAUGGUCAUGCCAAGGCGGCGGCCAAGCGGAAUGUCUUUGAUUGGCUCUUCAAGCGCGACAAGGAGAAGGUCAAGCCUCAGCCUCAAUCGCCGCCAGUCAAGCCAAGCACAACAGAGAAGCCGAAAAGCUUUCUGGAUGACAACCUAAACGAUGACGGUGACGAUGGGGACAACGAUGAAGCCAUCGAUGCCUUCUCCAACGAGCAGUGGAACAAACUGGAGCAUGAGCACAAAAUCCAACACGAGCAUUAUAUGAACAAACAGAAGCAUCAAAAGGAGAUUGAAGCUUUGCGAGCGCGCAACAGAAAUACGCCAUUGAUAAGGCGCGGCAGCAUGCGACGAGGCGGCGGCAUUGAUAAUGAGAAUGCGAAUGCAGACAACAAUUAUUCACACAAUUAUAUACCCGGCAAGCUAACUGAAUUGAAGAACAAACAGCUGGGCAAUCCGAAAGCGGUGUCAAAUUCACGACGUGGUCAUAAUCCCGACUCGGAACUGGCUGAAAAACAUUAUAGAACUGUCAUGGAGGAGGCAAUGUGCCAUGAGCCGCAGAUGCGUUGCAUGCGUGUUGAACGGGAUCCCUCGAAAAUCUACAGGCCACAUUGCACCAAGCUGUUUCGCUGCAGCGAGGACAGCGGCUGUUGUCGCAGUCGCAGCGAGAUCUGUGCCCCAAAGGAAUACCACGAAGUCGAGCUGACUUUCUAUGUCUCGACGGUUGGCUCACGCAAAUCAACUACUGAGAAAUUGUCGUUUGUCAAUCACACCAAAUGCCAUUGCAUUGAACGCACCAAUUUCUAUAACGGAGCUCUCUCCAAUGUGGGAGAGAUGCAACAGGCGGCCAUACUCAACUGUAAUUGUCCCAAACUCUUUGAGAAGAUCAUACAGAACGAUGGGAAAUGUCGCUGCGAUUGCACAUCAAGCAGCAAUCACUGUGCUUAUCUGAAAACCGGCAUCGAACACUUUUCCAUGAAGGAUCGCAAGUGCAUACAUCAGGGCAUUUGCAAGGCGCCCACCUGCCAGUAUGGCAACUAUAUGGAGAAGCACGGACGUUGCCCCAAUGAGAACGAGCAGAGCAACUACAAUGCCCACAAUUUGUCGUAAAUGGUGUGCGACACAAGUAUUAGCAUAAGAUCUGUUAUAUUACAAAACGGAGGUCUGAGCCAGGUCAAACAAACUAAACUGUCUAUCGAAUCAUUUAACAAAACAAAACAAAACAAAAACCAAAGCGAAUGUUUUAUGUUGUUGCCUGGUGAAGAGUAAAAGAAAUGAAUUUAGUUGCAUAUCCUAUACAAUUUACGAAUAUAUAAUAUAUCCGCUGAUUGCAAAACUGUUUUACAACAGUCUUUCAGUCUUUUGUCCCUCCCAUUUUUAUUCAACAGAUCAUCUAUCUUAACUAGCUGUAAAAAUCUAUAUAUGUAUGUGUGUACUACGAUCGAACAAAAAACGAAUUCGAAUUAAAUGAAAUCGACAACAAAUAAGCAAUUUAUUUGCAAACGAAAAAAAUAAAACUGAGUAAAAAGCAUAUAUAUAAAUUGCAAAAAAUAUUCCAAAAUAUAAAUUGACUGCGUUUUAGUUUAAAUUUACUAUUCAUAUGUUAUUUAAUUAUAAAUGAAAAACAAAACAAACAAAAAUACACAAAAGCAAAACAAUAUAUAUAAUUAUUAGAAAUUUUAAUCAUACUAUAUAUAUAUAUAUAUAUCAUAAAUAUUAUUAUAUGCAGCACUAAAUACAGCAAAAAAGAAAACAUAAUGGAAACGACAACAAAAAUCAAUAUUGAAACUGCUCACAAAACAGAGAAAGACAAAUGUUUUGCAUUUGGUAUUAAUAAUUAUAAAUUUAUAUAAUUAAUUUCUAGUCAAACGUUUACACAUGAUUUGUUUAGCAAGAAAACAAGCAUUUAAUACAAAUUACAUACUAUAAUAUGCGUACAUAAACAUACAAAUACAAACAUACUCGUAUAGAGAACGAUAGACAUAAUUCAUGCUAUACUUACGUAACAUAACUUCAUGUAUUCGACUGUCCCAAAAACUGUCAUUCUCUCUAGCAAAAACAAAACAACAAAAAAACAAAGAAAACUUAAUUAUAAUGAACUUGAUAUUAAUUCAGAAGCCAUUAUGGAACCCACCAGCGAAAACACAAUAAUAACUAUGAAUAUAUUCACAAAACAAGAGAACAACACUUCAACAUUUUAACAUUAAACUAAAUCUGACUUUAUAAGUGUAAGUUUAAGUUCUCUGAUUUUAGUUUGACUUCAAACAAUAAAUCAUCACUGCAAGGACUAUGUUUUAAAAUGUGAGCUAAAAUCAAAUACAAAGUUAUUCACAUUAAAUUCAAAUGACGUUGUGUUGUGAAUAUGAAAAGCAUUGGCAAUAAAUAAAGCGAAAGCAAUUGUUGUUUCGUAUGAAAAUUAAAAUAAGUACAUAUAGUUUGUAUAUGUAUUUAAUUCUAAAUAAUUUAGUGCUCAUAUACUAUCGAAAUUCAACAUUUGAACAUUAUCAAAAGGCAUCUAAUACAAAUUAAAAUUAAAAAAAUGUUUAAUUUGAAAGUAUUCGCAAUUGAUUGCCCAACAAUGAGCCGUUAAUAAGUAUUUUUGUGCUUAACUUGUUUUCACAUUUAUUUGCCAUAAUUUAUGAGCAUUUUGUUUGCUCAAAUAUUAUUAUAUUUAUUGAAUUCCACACACACUCGCACACACCAACACACACUCAUAAGCACUCACAAAAACACACAGAAAGUGGCACUCAAAUGCGCAAAUUGACCCAUAAAUAAAUUAAACAUUUAUGUAAUUGUUUUUAGAGAUGUUAUGCAAAUAAAUAAAAUAAACAUAUGUAUGAAAUAUAUACUACUACAAACAAACAAAACAA
This is a messenger RNA of Drosophila albomicans, 4833 nucleotides long. It is a transcript of the gene Pvf3, whose product is annotated as probable WRKY transcription factor protein 1. Gene Ontology annotation, cellular component: membrane. Bases 1079 to 3073 code for a protein of 664 amino acids. The transcript has 5 exons. Gene Ontology annotation, molecular function: growth factor activity. Gene Ontology annotation, biological process: hemocyte migration. NCBI's taxonomy places the organism in Eukaryota, Metazoa, Arthropoda, Insecta, Diptera, Drosophilidae. The record is from RefSeq and is a predicted model, not a curated record.